Cylindrotheca closterium is the source of this 891-nucleotide messenger RNA. Lineage: Eukaryota; Bacillariophyta; Bacillariophyceae; Bacillariales; Bacillariaceae. The record is from the annotation of a GenBank genome assembly.
AUGAGAUUGCUAAGGUCAAAUUCGGUGCAAUCCACUUCGCUUUUGGUUGCCUACUGGAGAAGUUUGGAAACUCUGCAUGCGCCCAGCAGUAAGCCUCUCAUUCAAGAUCCUACCGCGCAAAUCCUAUUGGAUAAUCUUUUGCCUCAGGAGGCUAGGCAAGAAUUUGAAACGAGUCCAUUGCGACAAAUUGGUUGGGACAUGUUGGCAUUACGAACUAGAGUGAUUGAUGAUUGGCUUUUGCAACAAGGUCCUUUUGCUGACAAUAAUCUUUCCGAAGAAGAUGGUAAUAAUACCAAGCGUCCUUCCGAAUCUGGUCAUCGUCGUCAGCUGGUGAACCUUGGAGCUGGCAUGUGCGGUCGUCCGUAUCGAUUAAAUUGCAAUGGUAUUUUAAGUCGGGUUUUGGAAGUGGAAUUGGAUGGGUCACUACUCGACAUCAAACAUCAAGUCUUGGCGGAAGCUGGUUGUCAACCAACCACUGAUCUGAUCUCGGUGGAACUAGAUCUGUUAAAAGACUCCAAGACAGCAUUGUCAACUCUAUACGAGAAUGGUUUGGAGGAAAACAAGCCAACAGAUUGGUUGGCAGAAGGUCUCUUUGCGUACUUGGAUUCCAAUGGCCAUCAGUCCAUUUUUGAACUGGCAGGACAUCGUCCUCAGUCCAGACUUGCAGUGUCAUUGUUCGAAGACGAAUGCAAAGAUUUAUUUUUACAGCACGGCGUGGACUUGCCAUGGAAUGAUGAUUUGGUUCCUUGCCAAGAUGUCAUUGCACAAGCGACAUCUGUGGGCUGGGAACUCGAACGACUGGUCCAAAACAAGGACUGGAAGGAACUGUAUGGUCGGGAUACACAUUUGCCUGGAUACAACAUCAUAUUCUUUCAGUGGCCGGAAUGCUGA